Messenger RNA from Mycena citricolor, 1914 nucleotides. The record is from the annotation of a GenBank genome assembly. NCBI's taxonomy places the organism in Eukaryota, Fungi, Basidiomycota, Agaricomycetes, Agaricales, Mycenaceae.
AUGUCGUCGUCGGGUUACUACUACUAUACUUGCCAGCGAUGCCCGUUAACCAAUCAUCGCAAUCACCGAGUCCUGAAGCGUCAGCGAGUAGCACACCAAGCGGAAAUAGCGACUUUCAAGGAGCGACAGAACACCCCUGACGCUGUGCUUGAGCCCACGCGCGACUCAGAGAAGAUUGAUCCCGCGCAUCAUGUUCCGUUCCUCAUGCCUGUCAACGAAGUGGACGAGCUGGUCUCACGUUUGGAUGGCAUUCAAGUCACUACAGACGCGCCCGCAUGUCCUGCAGAUAUCGAGGUCGAAAGACUGGCCAGCCUUCUCACUGGGUUGGUCGUCAUGGAUGAUGGUGUACAUCCCUCUCACCAAACACACUCGAAAUUGUUCAGCUCUCGGGACGAUUUCCAGGCUGCUGUACCUGACGUCCCCACGGACUUCCUGCCCGUUUCAUCCACAGAAGCUUUCUCCGGUGUUGAAGCUGUCCUGCAGAUGCCAACGCAAGCGUUGCUGCUCCGUCCAUCCGCAAUCCAAGCUCAAGAAACCAAUGUGACUCUACUACAAGAGAUGCUACAACGACUCCGGGCUGCUCAUGCUCAACUGGAUCUCCAGCACGCACUCGAUGCAAGCCCCAAUACUAUUGGUGCGCUGGCAAGCGCUGUCGAUACUGCAAGCUCGGUCGUUCUUGAGGCGGGUCGUCUUCUCUCCAGCAUCAAGCUUACCGGCAAUGAACGGCCUCGUAAGUCCCCCAGGAACAAGUCUCGCGUGGAGGGUGACAGCAAUGAGGCGUUGGCACAGAUGGUCCGAGAAGAGGCCACCACGCUCGACUCGCUUAUUGAUGUUGUGGGACGCCUCCUUCCCCCAGAAACAGAUGAAGUCAAGCACGAUACCGAGCAUCACUUCGUCAAUCCGAUUGCCAAAUACAAUGUCAUCGCUCAGCUUUCAAUCCUGCUGGCCCUCAUCUGCCAUGUCGUUGUCGGAAUUAGCAGCGAACCUGUCAAUCUUAUCAUCGCUUUUGGAAAGCUGCGUCCCAUCAAGCCAUUCGUAUUCACUUCGUUUAUCGACUACAUCGCUGCCAUGCUAACCGAUCCCGAAGUUGAACGAAUGUGCGAGAAAGCCUGUGAUGACGUGUUUGCAGCUGUGCGCGAAGCUAUGUCACAGAACGCUGAUGCGUCUUUGGCGGAGGAGCACGUCAAUAAUGUGUUCGAGGCGGCGUUUCUGCGCAGCUUCGCAGGCCCUGUCCCUGGCAAGCUGUUCAUACAGCGGGACGGUCGCCUGCGGCUCGCGUUUCAGGUCAUGCUUGACUUCUUCAAUCCCAAUGGGACCAGAAAACAAGGCAAUCAUAACUCUAUUGGGCUUCUCGCCGUCGUCAACCUCAAUCUGAGCGAGGACAUUCGCUAUCGUCCCGAAAAUAUGUGGCUGAGUAUCAUCCUCGGUCCCAGCGAGCCUGGCCACGACCAAAUCGACAAUUACUUCCAUCCUCUGAUUGACAAGUUUGUCAUAGGAUGGGAGCGAGGUUAUCGGUUUUCCCGUACUGCGCUCCAUGCCGCAGGUCGUAGCGUAGAUCUCGCUCUCGUCAUGAAUGUCAACGACUUACCUGCGACACGAAAGGCUCAAGGCAUGGCGGCCCAUAACUCACACCAGUAUUGCUCGAUCUACGAAGCUGACGCCGACAAUGAGCAACAGGAUGACGAUCAAGAUGUUGAGAUGAUCGACGCUCCUGACCCUCGAUUUGUCCCAGCAGUCACCGAAGAAGAGAUGCACCAGCAGCUCAUGAAGGUCAAUCUUCAGCCGCUCCGCUGGGUUGUUUCUUCACUUGGUCUUGAUACGGAUGCGAGCCGCAUAGCGUCCAAGAAAGUCUGCUGUGAUCAACUCCUAGCUUGGGUGAGCACUUGUCUCGCCUCCUUCCAGAAUAGUCACUAA